AUGGGGUAUGGCGGUGAUCAGGACGCUGGUAUGGGGUAUGGCGGUGAUCAGGAUGCUGGUAUGGGGUACGGUGGUGAUCAGAAGUCUGGUAUGGGGUAUGGCAGUGAUCAGAACACAUACAGGUAUGGGGUAUGGCGGUGAUCAGGACACUGGUAUGGCAUAUGGUGUGAUCAGGAUGCUGUUAUGGGGCAUGACAGUGAUCAGGAUGUUUGUAUGGGGUAUGGCGGAGAUUAGUGUGCUGGUACAGCAGUUGACAGUGAUCAGGGUGUUGGUAUGGGGUAUGGCGGUGAUCAGAUGAUCUGCUGUA
Messenger RNA from Staurois parvus, 307 nucleotides. The record is from the annotation of a GenBank genome assembly. NCBI's taxonomy places the organism in Eukaryota, Metazoa, Chordata, Amphibia, Anura, Ranidae.